CCAUCACCCGCAUUCAUCAUCCUUCUCUUUCUCUUCGCUGGCAUGCCUUUUUCAAUUCCUUCUGCCCCCUCCCCUUAUGUUUUCCUUUUUGCUUGAGUAACUUAAUCAAUUAACAUCCAACAAUUGGAUUACGUAAAGAAUUAGAAAAUUCUCAUCAAAACCUGACCUUUUCCUGUAAUAUGUAUUCCAAAUUCCAGAUCUGAAAUCUCAACUCGGAAUUUCAAUUCUCGUUUUCGGUAAAUGUCGAUGUCUACCACGUAUUGGUGUUACAGAUGCAAUAGGUUCGUAAGGGUCUGGACCCGAGAUUCAAUAUCAUGCCCCGAUUGCAACAGCGGCUUCAUCGAGGAGGCAGACAAUCCGGCGAGAUCCUCAGUCUCCGAAUCUCGUCGCCGCCGUUUCCCCGCCGCUGCUGCGAUGUACAUGUUGCCAAAUUCGGGUCUAAAUUCCGGGUCAAGCCCGAGGUUCAGGAGGAGCAGAAGAAGUGGGGGAGACAGAUCUCCGUUUAACCCGGUGAUUGUCCUCCGAGGGCCGUCCGACAACGGCGGUGGUGCUGGGUUUCAGCUAUACUAUGACGACGGGGCAGGGUCGGGGUUGAGGCCAUUACCAUCCACCAUGUCGGAGUUUCUACUCGGGUCGGGGUUCGACAGAUUGUUGGAUCAGUUGGCCCAGAUUGAAGCCAAUGGGCUUGGAAGAAUGGAGAGGCCGCCGGCGUCAAAAGCGGCGAUCGCUUCGCUGCCCACCAUUGAAAUCGUGGACUCUCACAUAGCUUCAGAGUCCCAUUGUGCUGUUUGUAAGGAUCCAUUUGAGCUCUGUAAUGAGGCCCGGGAAAUGCCCUGCAAACAUUUGUACCAUUCAGAUUGCAUCCUCCCAUGGCUGUCACUGCGAAAUUCAUGCCCUGUUUGCAGAUAUGAACUCCCCGCCGGAGACUCGGAGGAGCCAAACAGCGUGCCAUCAACCAACGACCAAAGCGCCGCCACGGCCAACGUAGAUCAAACCGUGGGGUUGACAAUAUGGAGAUUGCCCGGGGGAGGAUUCGCCGUGGGAAGGUUUGCCGGCGGAAGAAGGGGAGGGGAGAGAGAGCUUCCUCUCGUGUACACUGAAGUGGACGGCGGACUCAACGGAAAUGGAGUGGCGAGGAGGAUUUCUUGGGGGAAUGUGGCGUCACGGAGGCGAAGUGGUGGCUUGAGGAGGGCUGUCCGGAACUUGUUUGCGUGCUUCGGUGGCGGCGUGACAUCGUCAGGCUCGAGUUCGAGCCUGGGUUCAAGGAUUACUCACAGUAGUGUGACGCCAUCAGCAAUCUGACCCGAGGUUUGAGGAUAGCGAUGACCUUAAAAAGAGAAGAGAAGAGAAGAAGGUUGAUAUCCUCAAUCAAAAUGUAAAUUUGUAAACAAUACAGGACUCUGUAACAGUAUAUGCGGCUCCCAUUAGUAAGUGAGUGAGUUCUUUCUAUACAAGUUUCUUUUACCUCUCUACUUUUUCAAACUCGUUAUCAAACGGAUUCUUU
Molecule: messenger RNA, 1504 nt
Organism: Cuscuta epithymum
Lineage: Eukaryota; Viridiplantae; Streptophyta; Magnoliopsida; Solanales; Convolvulaceae
Source: the annotation of a GenBank genome assembly